GAAAUCCCUAGUUCCCGUCAGAAUUGUCAAUUUUCCAGUCUCUCUCUCUCUCCGGCUUCUGCGAUUUGUGCCAUUUCUGUCAGUAUACUUCCCUGGAGACCAGAGGAGAUAAUCCCUAGCUCUGCUUGUGAAGGGAAGUUCUCGUUCUGCUCAUCUGCUGCUGCUACUGUUUCUUCCUCGUCUUCGUCCCACGAUGAACUGUGCAAUUUCCGGAGAAGUCCCGGAGGAGCCGGUGGUGUCGACAAAGUCCGGUUUGCUCUUCGAGAGGCGGUUAAUCGAAAGGCAUAUAUCGGAGUAUGGGAAAUGCCCAGUUACAGGUGAACCACUUGCCAUGGAUGACAUUGUUACCAUCAAAACUGGGAAGGUUGCUAAACCUAAACCAUUGCACACGGCUAGUAUUCCUGGUUUACUCGGGAUGUUCCAAAAUGAAUGGGACAGUUUGAUGCUAUCAAAUUUUGCCUUGGAGCAACAACUACACACUGCUAGGCAAGAGCUAAGCCACGCUUUGUAUCAGCAUGAUGCUGCUUGUCGUGUGAUUGCCAGGCUUAAAAAGGAAAGGGAUGAGGCACGGGCAUUGCUUGCAGAGGUUGAAAGACAGAUACCUGCAGCACCACAAGUUAUGACAGCUAAUGUUGCAAUUAGUAACGGAAAACGAGGUGCUGAUGGUGAAGAAUUGGGGCCUGAUGGGAAGAGAAUGCGUCCUGGAAUUUCAGCUGAAAUUAUCACCGAACUAACAGAUUGUAAUGCAGCUCUAUCGCAGCAGCGUAAAAAGCGACAGAUUCCUCAAACAUUGGCUUCACUUGAUGAUCUGGAGAGGUUCACGCAGCUCUCAAGCCACCCACUUCACAAGACCAGCAAGCCUGGCAUUAUUUCAAUGGACAUCCUCUAUUCUAAGGAUGUAAUUGCUACAGGAGGAGCUGAUACAACUGCCGUUCUCUUUGAUCGCCCUUCAGGACAAAUCCUUUCUACAUUGAGUGGUCACUCAAAGAAGGUCACAAGUGUUAAAUUUGUCGGCGACACUGAUCUUGUUUUGACUGCUUCAGCCGACAAGACUGUCUGUGUCUGGAGAGGUUCUGAAGAUGGAAACUAUGAUUGUAGGCACACCUUGAAGGAUCACUCUGCGGAGGUGCAAGCUGUUACUGUUCAUGCUACAAAUAAGUACUUUGUCUCAGCAUCUCUUGACAAUACAUGGUGCUUCUACGAUCUGAGCUCCGGUCUAUGCCUUGCUCAGGUCUCGGAUGGUUCCGAGAAAAUGGGUUACACUGCUGCAGCUUUUCAUCCCGAUGGUCUCAUUCUGGGAACUGGUACCUCUCAAUCGAUUGUGAAGAUUUGGGAUGUAAAAAGUCAGGCAAAUGUGGCUACCUUUGAUGGACACUCGGGUUCAGGGCCUGUUUCUGCUGUAUCAUUCUCCGAAAAUGGCUAUUUCCUCGCGACUGCUGCUGGGGAUGGUGUUAGGUUGUGGGAUCUGCGGAAGCUCAAGAACUUCCGGUCAUUUGAUUUCACUGCGAACUCUGUGGAGUUCGAUCACAGUGGAUCGUACCUUGGAAUUGCUGGAUCUGAUAUAAGAGUAUACCAGACAGCCAGUGUGAAAGCAGAGUGGAACCUCAUCAAGACUUUGCCUGAUCUCUCCGGCACAGGCAAAGCAACUUGCGUGAAGUUUGGCGAAAACGCAAAAUACAUAGCAGUUGGUUCAAUGGAUCGAAACCUCCGGAUAUUUGGUCUCCCUGGGGACGAAAACGCCGAUGAUGCUUCGGCUGCAUCAUCAGACUCGUGAAAAUCACCAUCACCAUCGUCGUCGUCAUCAUCAUCAUCAUCAUAGAUAUGAUUAUCACCUGAUUCUCUCUGGCUUAGUGUCGUAUUUAGAAGUUUCUCUCAAUAUGGCUGCGCUGCAUUCCUCUGGGCGGCAACGGUAGGGAGAAAUUUAUGGUCUCAAGUAGUGGUCAGUCACUUGGUUGUGUUUCUGCUUCUCUCCAUCAUAUAUCUGCUGAGCUUUUUUUUUUCAUAAUUAUUAUUACCUUUUAGUCGGAUAGCCCUUUUUUUUUUUAACAUUGUAUCAUCAAAAUAUGUUGUCCUUGACAAGCUUUUUCUUUUUUUAAAUUAUUAUUGUUGUUUAAACUAUAAGCUCUUGAGUUCAGGCAAAAGCUGCGUCUGUUAUGAGAUUUUGUCAGUCACUCUGUAAAGGUA
This is a messenger RNA of Tarenaya hassleriana, 2184 nucleotides long. Its product is annotated as pre-mRNA-processing factor 19 homolog 2-like. The coding region runs from base 194 to 1774 and encodes 526 amino acids. Gene Ontology annotation, biological process: protein ubiquitination; mRNA splicing, via spliceosome; DNA repair. The record is from RefSeq and is a predicted model, not a curated record. The transcript has 18 exons. Gene Ontology annotation, cellular component: Prp19 complex; U2-type catalytic step 1 spliceosome; cytoplasm. Gene Ontology annotation, molecular function: ubiquitin protein ligase activity; protein binding. NCBI's taxonomy places the organism in Eukaryota, Viridiplantae, Streptophyta, Magnoliopsida, Brassicales, Cleomaceae.